This is a messenger RNA of Phlebotomus papatasi, 1000 nucleotides long. RefSeq names its product 26S proteasome non-ATPase regulatory subunit 9. Gene Ontology annotation, biological process: proteasome regulatory particle assembly. NCBI's taxonomy places the organism in Eukaryota, Metazoa, Arthropoda, Insecta, Diptera, Psychodidae. Gene Ontology annotation, cellular component: nucleus; cytoplasm. The record is from RefSeq and is a predicted model, not a curated record. Gene Ontology annotation, molecular function: protein binding. The coding region runs from base 111 to 791 and encodes 226 amino acids. The transcript is spliced from 2 exons.
AAUUUUUGUGCAAAGUUCAAGGUGGUUGGGUGAAAAGGUAAAUAUUUGGGACGCAAUUGAAGGAUUUUGGGAUUUUUUCUGGCCACUAGACAUCCGCAAAUCCCUGGAAAAUGGUGGUUCCCAGUGGAAAUUCCAUGAAGAAGGAAGAGGUGCUGAAGUUAAUGGAGGAAAAGGCCAAAUUGGAGCGAAAAUUGGCGGAUUUGAAUCAAAUUCUCGAGGCUAAUAACGUUGGCAUGGAGGAUCCCCUGGUGGAUGCAGAUGGUUUCCCCAGGAGUGACAUCGAUGUCUAUCAGGUGCGCAUUGCCAGGCAGCAAAUCAUCUGCACCAGAAACGAUCUCAAGGGACUUAUGGGACAGAUUGAACAAGGUCUGGAGCACUACUUUGCUGAACAGAGGGCCAAUGGGGCUGCUGGAACAUCAUCCGGAACGUCUACGACCACCAAAUUGGCCAAUUACACGGAAAAUGGUGGGAUUUCUGUGGUUUCUGCCCGGGAGACUCCCUCUGCCCAGACACCCAUCUGCAAGGUGAAUCUCGUGGCCACUGGUGGACCAGCAGAACAGGCUGGUUUCCGGGUGGGAGACGAAGUGAUUGAAUUUGGCUCUCUCAACGCUUCAAACUUCCGGGAACUCACUCAAAUUGCGGACAUUGUGAAAAAUCAGCAGGAUUCUGUGAUAAAAGUCAAGAUUCGCCGUCAAAAUCGCCUCCUGCCCCUCGACCUCAUUCCCAGAGUUUGGUCAGGACGCGGUCUCCUCGGCUGCAAUGUCAUCCCAGCAGAUUCAAUUGAACGCUAAAUGUGUUCUUCAUUAAAAAUGUCCCUUUAUUUUCUACACAUCUCAUUUUUUCUUCAAAGUUUUUCAUCAUCAUUUUUCUUGUUCCAGUAAUUCUUCUCUUAUCCUUUCACUCGAUUUUCUUUUUUUUUUAAUAAUUAUUUUCAUAUAAUUUUAAUGUGAAAAUUGUCGAAAAGAAAAAUUUUAAUAAAAUUUCCUUUUCAGUGUUGCAA